Molecule: messenger RNA, 2345 nt
Organism: Teleopsis dalmanni
Lineage: Eukaryota; Metazoa; Arthropoda; Insecta; Diptera; Diopsidae
Gene: js
Product: mucin-2
Exons: 4
Coding region: 173-2221 (682 amino acids)
Source: RefSeq, a predicted model, not a curated record
GGUUAAUAUAAUUACAUCGAACUUAUUUAUGUACUGCAAUUUUAUUUUUUUAUUAUUUUAGAGUGAAAAUGCUAUUGGAGCUCAUCAUCCAUUUGAGAAAACCUCGUUUUCAUGUUCCGGACGUCCCGCUGGUUAUUAUGCAGAUGUAGAAACUGGAUGCCAGGUAUAUCACAUGUGUGACGGCUUGGGGCGACAGUUUAGUUAUUCCUGUCCGAAUACAACUUUGUUUCAACAACGUAUGUUAAUCUGUGAUCACUGGUAUAUGGUAAACUGUUCAAAAGCUGAAAGCCAUUACGCUGCUAAUUUGCUAAUAGGUCAACGUGAUAAACCUUUCGUUAACGAUGAAGAGAACAAUUUACGUACACCGCGUCCUGAUUUGUUAGAUCGUCCUUACGCACCAGAUUAUUCUGGCGAAUCAUUUAGAAAUCAAUACAAGCAAAAACCAGCAGCGCAAAAUCUAAUACAUGACAAUAACGCUCAAAAAAAUCGUGAUAAAGACGCACAACCAAGUCAAGUUGUACCUGGACAAACACGUUGGAAAAUACCACCACCAAGUCGUAUUAUAUUACCGCCAGCAUACGAACCACAAGUAUCAGAGGAAACUGUCGCCAAGGCAAACACGGAAAGCGUACGAUUUGUGCCCACUACAAAACCUAAAUUACCAACAGCCACUACUAAUACCCGAACGACCACAAGCCCGCCAGUAAAACAGUAUAUUUCUACUGCAGCUAUUAAGAGCAGUACAGCUAAGCAACCUAUGAUUUUAGCCACGGCUUCUACUCCAAUUGUGAACCAACAACACAUUAAAAAUCGAAACAAUGCAGCACUGCGUCCACGCAAUGAUGAUAUCAUACACCUAGAAAAUGAUGAUCUGGGUACAAGUCACAGCACACGUUAUAACACAUCUGCUGAUUAUAAUUCAGCUGAACAACUCCCUAAUAAAAUAUCAUACACCUACAAUAAUAGAAAAUUCUAUACAACAGCUGCGCCAGCUAUCUCAACAACAACUACUGCAUUACCAAAAACAACCAAAGCUGCUAAAAGUUUAAAAUCAACUGCCACCACUACCGCCAAUACCAUAAAGGUGCCUUCAAAAUACUAUGAACCGCCUUUUGUUUACCCAAUCUAUAAUCAAAAUGACACACAAACAACUGACAAACCCUUAGCUAUUUCAACUGCCACACCUUUUACUGCCCCAUCAACCACGUACAGCACUACUACAACAACAACAAGCGCACCAAAUCGCCCUACUACUGUUGCUGGUAAACCAUUCACAGCGCCUACUUACACAACGCCAGCGCCACCUAUAUCAACAAAGGUCUCACGUCCACAAAAUACAUUCCAGCAACAAAAUUAUUCACAAAACAAUCGUUUUGAUUUGCCCAAGACAUCUAAAGAUACACGUACGCCUGCGCCUGCACAAGGUUUUAAGCCACCUACACCACGCCCACCAGUAAAUUCAUCGAAAAUACUUAAAACUCCAACAAUAAAUAAGAAAAGCUCAGAAAAGGUAACACAAAGCACAACCAGAGCAAAAGCACCACCUACCGAUCUCUUACCGCCUUUCCAAGAAUUUAUACAACAUGACGUUGCCACCACACAAGGACCACCUAUUUACUAUGAAUGGAAAGUACCAUCAAAUGGAUUGGAACCACCAAAGGUAGAAGCACCUAUUGGAGUAGAUGGACGUGAAUAUCCAGAUACGAUAAUAGACUAUAAUGCUAUUAAUGCGGCUGGAGGAUUUUUGCCGACAAUAUCCUCUGCUGGUGACCAACAAAAAACUGCUGCAACGCAAACAAACGUAUUUACAAAUAAUCCAUUUUUAGCUGGCAAAAUUAAAAGUGAAGUGUCAACUACACGCACACCAAGUUCACGUUCUGUUAAGGAGAACAGUAUAACUGAACCAACUGUUAAGCCUACUACUUCGUCUAGAAGUAAUAAGCGCGCAGAAAGUGAAGUUGUGGUGCCAACAGCUCCGGCAGAUAUAGUGCAAUUACGUAAAGAUUUUUCAGUACCAGAAUAUUUAUUUCCACUAGAAAAUAUUGGACGGACCGGAUAUUUAGCCUCUGAUACAUAUAAUUCAUUUCAAUUGAAGAUACCAGACAGGCGCAGUGAUGCUGUCGAAGAACAUCAACAUUGGUUUGGCGAAAAUCCCAAAUGUCCAGAAUGUCAUCCAUCGUAUGUUAAACCAGGCACUUGUGAACCUUGUUUGAGAAGAUAGAACUAAAUCAAUAUGAUGAGUAAUAAAAGCCUUCCGAGGCAGUGGGGAACCAAUGAAUACAAAAAAUUGUUAUAGAAUUUAAAUUAAAUUUUUUAUGUGCUUAAUUUUACUUUAGUUAAAUUGU